UCUCCUUUCGAAGAGGUGGAGAAGCGCCUGGAAGCGAGAAGGCGAAAAUGGUCUAACGCUUCUUCCACAAGUGAGGACAGCCUGACCAACACCGCAACAGAGGACCCGAAGGUUCCGGCGGACAAAAAAGCGGGCGGAACCACUUCGCACCAACAUCGCUCGGUGUCUUUUCAGGACCAGGUCGUUUCGAAAGAUGGGUCUGUGAAUCAGACUCCGCAGUUGACGUCAUCGGAUCUGAGCGAAGAGCCUGGAGACGACGCCGAUGAGAUGGAGACCAACUACAAGAUAACUCUUGUUGAAAGAAGUGAGUCCCUAGACCAAGACUACCGGCGCGAUGUGUAUAAAAAAAAGGGUAAAUUUACUUUUGGUUUUAGGUCUGCGGGGGACGACGGAAGCAAGGCGAGUAAGAGAGUCACGUCCCCGACAAACGAUGAGCCACCACCAGCUAGUGUCGAAGGCGUGGACACCAGCCCUGCCGAGACGGCAUCUCCCGUGCACUGGUCGGGCAGGAUCAACCCUUUCGACGCGGAGGCUGAAAAGGAAAAAGCCGCCGGCAGCUUCGAGUUCGCGUCCAGUCUGGACGACGACGUGUUCGUGAAAGGGAUUAUAGACCUCGAUGACGUGUCGUCAACAAAGCACAAAAGCGACGACGCCUCGGUCGGUCGUGGGUCAGUACAAACCAUGGACAGCGAGCGGAUACGGCGAGAUCUCAUGACCGACCUCGAUUCGAAAACGUUCAAGGACUUCUCGAGGGCCAGCUCCACGUCGUUGGACGACACGGAGCCCGAGGUCGACCCCAGCGACUACAACGCCGACAACCGAAGCAGCUUGUCGGAGGUCGAGGAGAGGAUCAACAUUAAAACCCAGUUCAAGGGCGCGUACUACAACAUCGGAAGCACCGAGGACCUUCUCCAGGAUCUGGAGAAUGAACUGGCGGCGGAGAGAGCUAAGGCAAGCAAACUUACACCAAUAAACAGCAUAGACAAAGAGGACGGGCACGCACAGACAAAACUGCCCAGAUUAGUUAAGCCCUCCGAGGCAGUUUCCCGAGGCUCGGCGGAGGGUCAGCAGAAGAGAAAAGGUAAAGUUCUUAAGUAUGAGUCUCUAGAUUUAGAUAUCGAGCAGAGUAACCCAUUCUUUGAUGACGUUUACGGGGAGUAUGACCGAAGGAUCAAAGCAAAGCAAAGCUCCGUCGGUGCUGGUAGACGUAGCACUAGCGGUGUAGCAGGUGGCGGUGGUAGUGGUGGUAGUAGCUGUGGUAAUCCCUCUAGGACUAAACUCAGGAAGCCCAGGCAGCCAGAGACGAUCCCAGACGUGGUGUCUGUUUCGGCGGAUGAAACUGACCGACCGUCUGUCCAAGUCGGGGGUAUCGAGGACAGAAUACUAGAAAGACAAUUGGCGAUUCCGGAAAUAGAGCCCGUUUUGACAGAUACAGCUGACACGUCGACGGCCCAACCUGGUGAUAUUGAGAACAUGACGUUAGAAGGACCUACUGUGAUUCCGAAAAUAGAGCCUGUUACGACAGAUCCACCCGACAGUUCGACGGCCCAACCUGGAGAUAUAGAGAACAGAACGCAAGAGCAACCCCCCAUGGUCCCAUCAACAGAGCCUGUAUCAACAAGUGUACAUGACAAAUCAACAAUCCGAAAAGAAGUAAGUCAUGAGAUACAACUCGAGCAGCCAGUGGCGAUACUGGAGAGGGACCACGAUUCCACAGACGACAACGACCGCUCUAAACGGCUUGAUGGCGACACAGAAGUGUACCCCACCGAUCCAGGAUCAUCGCCAACCCAAGCUGUCAGCAUUUCAGUGAGUGGGUCAGGGGCAUCCUCAAACUCGAACUCGAUCCCGGAUCCAGACGGGCCCCCAAACCGUCAAUGCGAUGAGAACGGUCCUCAAGAAGCAGGUGAUAUCAUCUCAUGUCAUCAGCAUUUCCGGUUUGAGGUUUUACGUCAUAAGCACACACUGCUGCAUGUAAGGCAGCGCGUUUUAUUUAUAGCUCACCCUCACUUGAGUUUUCAAAACUAUUCAUCACCUUGAGCAUCUGCAUUCAUUUUUUGUAUUGCUUAUGAAUCAAUAAUGUAUUUUCUUUUCACCAGCUGUUGCACAUAAGUUAUUAAUAUUUUUGUAUUCAUUGAUUUUACUUUGACAUUGCUCUGGGUUUUGAGAUCAAUGACAUGCUGAGGGAUGGCUUUUCGCUGUUUUUUAUUUAUUUAUUUGUGGGGUUUUUUUUUGUUUUUUUUUUUUGGGGGGGGGGGGUAUUUUUUUUUAAUUUUUUUUUUUUUUGUUUUUUUUUGUUUUUUUUUUUUUUUUUUUUUUUUGGGGGGGGGUGUACUUUUAUUCAAAUAUGAACUGGAAAAUCAUCAAGAAUCCUGGUGUUUUGAAAUAAUUAAAUACUAUCAUUUAAUCAAUUCAUCUCACGGCUGAUUCAUUUUUAAAAGUUACAAACAAAAUCAUAUACAAUAUUUUUUAUUUUUUGUUUUAGAAAGGUUUGAUUCUGAACGAAGAUAUUUAAUCUGAAUUAGUUUUAUAAAUGUAAAUGAAAGCUAUUUAAAAAAAAAAAAAAAAAUUUCCUCAAUUAUUAUUGUGUCAAAACACUCUUAAAACUAUGGCAACCUUUUCUAAAGCUAUCAUGGUUUAUAAAAGAUGCACAACAUGAGUAUUUUUUUGUCCUUGUGUAAAUUCUGGUUUUACAGCAAUGUAGUGUGUAUAUAAGUCGUAUAGAUCUUGGACGCAUUUAUUACCUUUAGGACAAUAGACCCGUGGGCGGGUGUUUUUUUUCCCCCAGUCCUAGUGUGGGCGUAUGAUUACAUCCCAAUGAUAUAUUUAUUGGGGACAGUAGUAAACGGAAAUGGACAGAGGCAUUUCAGCUGACCUUGACCUAGAAAGCAAAGCAUGGGUCUUCAGAUGGCUCAACCCCUUUUUUCUCUUUUAAGCGAGAAAACCAAUGGGUGAAACGUAUAAUAAUAUUGAUGCUAUUAUUUAAACAUUGUUUUUAACUUAGACUCAUUCUAUACGAUUUAAAUUAAAGCACCGAGGAGUAAAGAACACACUACUUUAUUCCCGACACUGGCGUACGAAGGGGGGGGGGGGGGGUGGUACGCCCUGGUCGGCACUUUUAAAAAAAAAAUUCUCAACAUCCAGUUUUUUUAUUUGUUUUUUUUUUAUUUUGGGGGGGGGAUGGGCGGUAAAAUAUUGUCCCGCCCCGGAUGGAAAUAAGCUUAGCUACGCCACUGACUCUCGGUACUUUAGAGACUUACAUAGUAACAUUUAAGAACUCUUGGGUGACUAAUAAAUGACCUGUUGUUGUUUUUUUCCCCAAUCCACCUAAGACAAAUACAAAUUCUUUCCCACCAUUUUAGCAAUAACUUUCCAGUGUACGUGACGCAUGUACUUACAGUGCACUUUAAUACUUGUAGGAAGUAAUUCAGUAUCCACAACCACACCCCCCCCGCCCCCCAACUCCUCCUUAACAACUUAACAAACAAAUUUUUUUAAAGAAAUUACUCGUGAAGGACAAUUUUCUUAAUAAACCAGAUCAGAGCGGAAUUGUUAAACUUUUCAUCUUAACUCCCCCCCCCUCCCCACCUGGCCUCGCCCAACCCCCACCACCAACCUAAACCAAAAAUGUGCUUCCUACCGUUCUAUAUCUAUUUUAAGUCUAUUAUGACUUGGUUAUAAGGUCAAGAGACCUGAGCUUCAGAUCAUGAAAGUGACCGUAAAAGUUGCACGGACUCAUUGAGCGACUUCUCUUAUUUGUCAAUGAUUUCAAUGUGUGUGUAAAGGUUAUAUCUACAACACCUAAUGUUAGUCAGGCUCGUAUCGAUCGAUGGCUUUAACACGUAGCCUAUAUGAUGUAGGUAUUGGGGAUGACUCACUCCCAUAUGACACACACGAGUGAAAGGGCGUUGAUAGACUGUAUUGAUAACAUACCCUCUCUCUUUUUUUUUGUGUAUCAUUGUUAACGGACUAACAUGAAAAUUUAAUUAUUUUAGUUAUUGAUUUAUUUUAUAAUUAUUUUUUCUUUGGGUGGAGGAUGAGAGAUAAUAUCGUUAUUAUAUUGCUAAGUUAAAAAAAAUGAAUGCUUUAUAUAAAAUAUAAUGACUUUCUUUUGUUUAGCAAUGAUUAAACGAUUGUGUGACACUGCUGCUAUUGUCAUUAUGAUUAUUUCAUUUCCUAAGACGCCACACACAUUAUUUGCACGGAAGUAUGGUUUUAAUUUUAUUAUUUUUUUUUUUUUUGUUUUUUUUAAUUUUUUGCUGAUACAACCUAUACAGAAUAUGUAUGAAAUAUCAGAACUGAUCUAUUAUUUACGUUUUGAAAACACGAGACUUCCCCCCCCCCCAAAACCCCAAAGGCAUUCUUUCGCUAUACAAAACACAAUAAGUGGGGUGGGGGGGGGGAGUAGCGACACAACAAAAAAGAAACAUGACUUGUUAUCAUAAAUUUAACUUAAAUGAACACUAUAUUUUUUUUUAAACUCUCUGAGUCAACUGCGUUGAUUUAAGAACGCUAGCUCUGUAUUUGGAUCAAAUGCUUUAUUACGUCGUAAAAAAGUGUUAGAGCGUAGGUCUUAACUUUUUUUUCUUUCAGCAUCACAUCCCCACCCCCUUUUACUGAUUUUAAAACAUUGCCCUCCCCCAAUUGCCCCCUCCCCCUAUUUCGAUUCAAACCAUGGUUCCCGCACCCCUAAUGAUAUAUAAGUCUUUUCUGGGGCGUCCUGCACCCUGGACAAUACCGCCCGCAUUCACCGGGGGUUGAGGGCGCCCACCCCUGGUUUGAGACCCCAAAAGCCAGUGAUUCAUCCACCAUGCACCCGGUGGCAUUGGCGAGGUCGUGACGUUCGAACCGCUGGAUGAAUCAUCGACGGAAUCAGAUGACUGGUUACCGUUUCAAUGGUCGACAAUGAACAUCCGUCAUUACAACAGGGUAUUACAACUGAGAUGUUUUAAGACUCUCGUCUGAAAUCCCGCGUCAGUCUCACAGAUUCCAAACCUUUUUCCAAAGUUUUUACAGAAAAGAUACAAAAUUUAUUGGACUUUUUAAAAAAUCUUUCGGCCAAAAGUCUCUUUGACUAUUAACCAAUCACUGGUUAAGGGUUAAAAAAAACAAAAAAUGGAACUCAUUUAAAAAAAAAGGUGGGGAAAACGCGGGGGGGGGGGAAGGGGGGUUAGAAAAACUAAUAUACAUUUAAUGUGGACGCACACAUAAUCAGUCAUCUAGUGAAGCAACUGGUACGGGUCCUACUGUUUCGUGUAUGCAUCACGUCUUUUAUAACAUUGUCUAAAAAAUAAUUUUACAGUGCAUGAGUUGUUCUCUUCGUUUUAAUUGUAUUUAUAUGUUUAAACAUGUGUUUUUUCUUUUCUUUGAAUGACUAUUUAUCUUUUGAAAUGAUUGACAUUGAUCAAUAUUUUAAACGGAUGAGCAUUUUUUUUUCUUUCUUUUUACUAUUUUUAUUUUAAUCUUAACAUUUAUUUGUUAAAUUCGAACAGGUGCUAUUUAAAUAUGCUGAACUGUAUUUAUGAUAUAUUUAUAAUAACAUUGUUAAAAGUUAACAGCCUGACAGGUUAAAAUAAAACAUCUUUUUUUUUUUUUGAGGCGAUGUAGCUCAAACAAUAAAGGGGUUAAACUAAAAUAAAACUCAAUAACACAGAGCUCUAGUGUAAAGUGAGACCAUUGGUAGAAUGUUUUUUUUUAAAAAAAUCGUUUACAGUAUGUAUACACAAAAAGAAAGUGCAAGUAAGAAGGACGUAUCAACCACAGAUAACACUACUUUUGAAUACGUGAAAUAAUAUAUUAUACAUACAGUUCAGGGAUUUUAGUGGCCACUUGAAAGUGUGGAAAUGAAAGUUAAUCUACAUCGUACACUCAGGAGUUUGAUUUAGUGAAGCCCACUAGGUCAUUUAAUGCAUAUGAUCAAGCUGUUCUAGGUUUUAAACCUUGUUAAACUAAUUGCUAAAGACAUAUAUAUAUGUAUAUGAUAUAGAUAUAAAUAUAUGUAAUUUCAUGGUGUCUGUAAUCAAGCUAUUCUAAGUCUGACAUCUCUUGUUUUAACUUCCAGAAAUCAAUGGUCAGGAUUACACACCUCUAAUUGACACAAAGGACGAGGAGACCUCACGUGACGAUGUAAGUGUCAAUUAAAAUUAAAACUCAUUGUUAAUACAAUGGUGUCUUUUUUUUAAAUUUAAUCUUUUUUUCUUUUUAAAGAAAUACAUUUUCAUCUUUUCAAACCGUGAAAUCAAAAAUUAAAAAAAAAAUAUUUGUUAUUUAGUAUAUAACAACAAAAAAAAAAAGAUACAAACUUUUUUCAAAUUGUGCAUAGGCCUUGCACAAGUGACAGUCUGGAGUGUGUUCACGUAAGCUUUCUAGUCACUUACACCCUGUCUCAAAUUAAGGUAAUAAAACGUCUAAUGAGACUUCGUAGUAGUUCUGGUGUGUGAUUAGCUUCAUGCAGAUAUUGGGAGGGGCUUGUGUCUUAAGACAUCUCUACGACCGUCGCUGAUCAGAGGCAAUGGGUCGAAAGAGUUUAGAUUCUUUCUUAUUCUUGUCUCGACAUGGGACUGGCUUUGAAAAAAACAAAAAUAUAAACCCUAAUGGUAAGCAUAAUGAUUUAAUUAAAUUAAUGAAGGCGAAAAAAAAAUGAAUUAAAGAAAAUAAUGAAUGGAAAUCUUGUCGGUUUAUAAUUUCGCCAAUUGAUGUAUGUGCUGGAUGACGAAGCGGUCUAAUCUGAGUCAAUGACGAGGUCUUCUUCUUCUUCUUCUAUAUCUUAAGGGCCCACGAUCAAUUUAUUGAUCAUUUUGGCUCCUAUGCAUGUAGAUGGGAUUUGCAAUGUUUCUGUUACUGGUGGUGAUGAGGAAAUUAUGCACAAGGGGUUUGAAGGCUUGAGGCAAUAGACACAAAUGUGUCUAGUGUUGUCGCCUCAACUGUUCCUUUUGAAAGAUGGUUCCAGUCCCUGAUUGUCUUGGGCAGGAAUGAGCAGCUCCUAUACUGGCUUCUUGCUGGUAUGAGCCUGAAUUGCCUGUCAUGGCCUCGUCGCUGUCUAUGGGGGAGAGGGACGAGUUUCUGUUUAAUACUGGAACAGUGGACCAGCCCAUUAUUUAUCUUGUACAUCAUGGAGAGCCUGGAUUGUCGUCGUCGUUUCUCCAAUGGUGACCAGCCUAGUGUUUCUAGCAUGCUGCCAACACUAGAGGUAUUCCUGUAGCGGUUUAGGACAAAGCGUGCUGCUCGUCGCUGGACAGCCUCCAACCUGUCAAUGCUCUUCUGGGCAAAUGGGUCCCAGACUGAAGAUGCAUAAUCUAAAAUCGGACGGAGUUCAGACCCCAAGCAAAAAGUAGACCAGUGAAAACACCACCAGCACUCCGGGAGGAAGGGACCCGUUAACCGUGGAUGGCCACUCCUCUAAGAGGAAAAAUCUGAAUUCAAACCCGGAGAUGGAGUCGUUUAGGCGGUAUGGCAUUGACACAAUGAAAAUUCUGGCAACUCCUGCGACGCUACUGGUGCCAAGCUGUAUCAUCCACGCAUGAUGUUCCCCCCUGGGUUGUCCAGGUGCGCGGAGAAAGGCGAUUAGCUGUCGAGGGAACCAGCUUACCUUCCUAGAGGGACAAAAAAAAAUAAAAAAUCCAGGCCUUGUGAUUUCGGACUGCGAAGUCUACACCAGUGUGACGGACGGAUGCCAGAAGAUCAAAGAAUAAACCCCACCCCCACACCCCUCCCCCACACCUCACACCCCAGCUCACUCAUUUUCACGGUCAAAGCUGAUUGAAAUGUCACCCUUAUCAACAACAGAUGUCACAAACUCCAAUCAUGAAUUUAGAAGUUGUGUAAUCAUUUCCAGGGGUUUUUGAGGCAGUAUUAGAUAAGUGGUUUUAUCGAAGUUGGAAAUACCUAUCAAAACAAGAUGAAGAUGCCUUCAAGAAACUUCUUAACGAAUUAGGUGUAUGUCUCUCCUAAACAUUCAAACAAUUCCAACGUUAAACAUCCCAUUCAAUAACAUACACAUAUCAAGAUUUGUGUGUGUGUGGGGGGGGGGAUUGUGGUUCUUAAAAAAAUAAAUAACCAAUCUACUUGUAUGGAUUUGUUCGACUGCAGUGACAGCUGGGCUUUAGCCAAUGGCACGCCACGGUCCAAGCUGUAUGUAGGGCUUAAUGUUUUAAUGUGUUGUUAAUAAUGGCUUGGUUGAUAGAGAGAAGGCCGAGCUCCUGUUGUUCCUAUUACAAAUCUUAACAAGCAGUAGUGUUAUUGUAUUCCGAAUCCAUUUUUUUUUUGUGUGUGGCCAUUUUGUGGGAUUUAAGAAUUGUUCAUUAACCCAAAAUACAGUGGUUCUAAACUUCUAUAAUAAAUAUUACUUUUCUUUUUUAAUUAAUAGGCAAACACCAGAAAAUAAUUCAGAGAAAAAACCAAUAAUAACAUUAUCUUUAAUGCUAAUUUAAUUGAUGUAUUUAUAUAUAUAUAUAUAUAUUUAAAAAUAAGAAUAUAUUUUAAAAAAAUAUAAUUUAAAACACACACAUACACAAUUAAAAUGUAAAUACCCCAAAGAAGCAUUGCAUUUAUAAACUUAAUAAUAGAUCAACAUUUUCACACAAAAAUCUUUCCAAAGAAAAUGUGUUACUUUAUUCAAAUUAUAUAAUAACAAAUCUUAAGGCCAUUCAUCCCUGACGAGAGACUUAAGAGUCAAACCAAAUCUGGGCAUAAAAUAGUUUUGGGUGCAGCUUAAGACUGAUUUGAGUUCAAGAAAUAGGACCCGGGGGGGGGGGAGGAGGGGGGGGGGGGUAAUAUGAGUACAUUAAGAAUUAUGUACAAUUAAGGGUUAAGUUCGAACGAGUGAGAAGAAAAAUUUGAGAAGAGAGCACAGAGGGAGAGAAGUGCAUUCAAAGAGGGAAACAGAAACGUCCCGCUUCAAGUAUCGAGUUUGCUCUGACAGGGUUUAAAAACAUAUGUAUACUGAUUUUAAGCCAAUGACGUUGGAACGGUGGGGCGCAGGGGUCGGUCCGCCCUGGGUGGCACUUUUUCAAACUUAUAUAUUAAGGGGCGUUAUUUUUGGCCAGCUGCAGAGUUUUCUCGAUGUGGUGGCCAACAAAAAUUAUGGUCACGCCAAUUGCGGCUCUAACCCUAAUCCUAACCCUAGCCCUAACCCUAACCCUAGUCCUAACCCUAGUCCUAACCCUAGCCCUAGCCCUAGCCCUAACCCUAACCAUAACCCUAACCCUAGCCCUAACCCUAACUAGCUAUCAUUGUUGUUGUUGUUUUUAAAGGUGAUUAUUGAAACUACGUUGGAGAAAUCAAUUCAGGAUGAGAUAGACGAACAGCCUGAGGAACAGCCCGAGGAACAGCACGAGGAACAGCCUGAGGUCUAUGAUGGCGAUGAUGAGAAGACUGAUGGACGCGACCAGCUGGAAGAUAUGCAGGUGAGUGGGGUCUAUCUUUAUUUGGCCAAGCUUAAAGAUUAGACAUGAUUCAUAUUGUAAUAUAUUGAAACGCAAUUUAGAGCUUUUUGCUAAACUUUAAAACUAAUGGCAACACAAGUCAUUUUUAAUUUUUUAAAUUUUUACACUUACCAUCGCACAGAAUUUGCCUUCGGAGGGAGCGCCCCUGACUAAGAAAUCCGAGAAGUCGCCGCUGAUCAGUUCCGACUUGAAGGUCAAAGGUGGCAAGGACGGCAAGUUCAGUGACCACCAGCCUGGCUUCUUGUGCUGUACUAUUCUGUAG
This is a messenger RNA of Lymnaea stagnalis (great pond snail), 9705 nucleotides long. Lineage: Eukaryota; Metazoa; Mollusca; Gastropoda; Lymnaeidae. The record is from the annotation of a GenBank genome assembly.